AUGUCCGCCAUGCUUCGCAAGAAAGAGGUCUACACGACCAUCACGCCCAUACCGGGCUUCAUCCCCCGACAGCUCGCCAUCGACAUCCUCCACUCCCACUCCGAAGUCAUCACUCUCAACCCCCUCGUGAUCGACCACAAGCCCAUCCAGGCGCCUCGCGAUGCCGCCUCGGACGAGUACUACUCGACGUGGUAUGAGAUUACCGAGCGCAUGCAACGCACACGUACGCGCCCAUGA
Verticillium alfalfae VaMs.102 is the source of this 237-nucleotide messenger RNA. RefSeq lists its product as hypothetical. The transcript has 2 exons. The coding region runs from base 1 to 237 and encodes 78 amino acids. The record is from RefSeq and is a predicted model, not a curated record. NCBI's taxonomy places the organism in Eukaryota, Fungi, Ascomycota, Sordariomycetes, Glomerellales, Plectosphaerellaceae.